CACGGCCAGGUAUAAAGAAGGCUAAACAGAUUAUGUGUCCCACCCACCCAGAUGCGGCACUGGUGGAGGAUUACCAUGCUGGGGACAUGAUCUGCCCAGAGUGUGGCCUCGUUGUGGGAGACAGGGUGGUGGAUGUAGGGUCAGAGUGGAGGACAUUCAGUAAUGACAAGAAUGCCAAAGAUGCAUCUCGUGUGGGAGCAGCUGAGAACUCUCUGCUGGACGGAGGUGAUUUAUCAACAAUGAUUGCAACCACAUCUGGUACAGAUCAGCUGACCGACGAUUCUGGACGGCCUAUGUACUCUAACAGGAGGACACUGAACAGUUCUGACAGAACCUUGCUGAAUGCAUUCAGAGAGAUUGGUCAGAUGGCUGAUCGCCUCAAUCUUCCCAAAAUGAUUGCUGACCGUGCCAACACCUUAUUCAAGCAGGUGCAUGAGGGAAAAACUCUGAAAGGCAGAAGUAACGAUGCCAUUGCCUCUGCUUGUAUGUAUAUAGCUUGCAGACAGGAGGGGGUGCCAAGGACUUUUAAAGAAAUAUGUGCUGUGUCAAAGAUUUCAAAGAAAGAUAUCGGUCGUGUCUUUAAGAUGAUUCUGAAGACACUUGAGACAAAUGUAGAACUGAUUACAACUGGAGAUUUCAUGUCCCGAUUCUGUUCCAACCUGAAUCUACCCACCAAAGUUCAGAAAGCUGCCACUUAUAUCGCCAGGAAAGCUGUGGAGAUGGACUUGGUCCCCGGCCGAAGUCCAAUCUCAGUAGCAGCGGCAGCUAUAUACAUGGCAUCUCAGGCAUCUGAAGAUAAGAAGACUCAGAAAGAAAUUGGUGAUAUAGCUGGAGUAGCAGAGGUGACAAUUAAACAGUCCUACAAACUGAUGUACCCCAAAGCUCAUGAAUUGUUUCCAGAGGACUUUAAGUUCUUUACCCCUAUUGAUCAACUGCCCACACAGUGAGCAGGAUGUCGUUGAAGCUGGAGAUCACUGAAGCCUGGGGUCUGUGAAAGUUUGGAUCUGAGAAGUUUGGGAUCACUCCAGCAUGUGUCACAGAAGCUAGAGUUCCUGAGUUAUUCUUCAAUGUACCGGUCAUGGAAGCUUGAAGUCAAGACUUGAGUCUCGGAUGCAUUGAAGAUUUCAAACACCAAACUCACAGAGAUACAAGAUUUGAGACACAGAAUUUUGUAACUAAAAACUUUUGGUUCACCAAAUUUGAUGUUUCAAUUAAAGAUUGAAGCCAGUAUGGCCCUAGUACCGUGUCAGUUCAGAAGUGAUUAUGGGGUAGCUUAUUCUGUCCAUACAUAAUGUAACAACCAAUUUAAUGCAGACUGAUGUGCCCCAGCCAGAAAUGUUUUACUGUCAGGUCACUGAACUGGUCAAGGUGACGAGGCAAAAACAACGGACAGUGUACAGUGUAUGCUCCUUGGAAUUUUCCUUACUCUUUGUUUGUAACUACUAUUAUAUUUGCUUAGGAUUUGUCCAUUCGUGGUUACUGUAUGAUUACUGGAAGCAGUAAGUCUGUUCAUUUUAAGGGUCCACUUAGUUCUGUCAUAACAUGCAUGUACAUGUGGUAGCCAGCAGCAUUUGCUAUUGGAGGUUGUACAUGUACAUGUGGUAGCCAGCAGCACUUGCUAUU
Molecule: messenger RNA, 1623 nt
Organism: Liolophura sinensis
Lineage: Eukaryota; Metazoa; Mollusca; Polyplacophora; Chitonida; Chitonidae
Product: transcription initiation factor IIB-like
Exons: 10
Coding region: 33-947 (304 amino acids)
Biological process (GO): transcription preinitiation complex assembly; transcription initiation at RNA polymerase II promoter
Cellular component (GO): transcription preinitiation complex; nucleus
Molecular function (GO): TBP-class protein binding; RNA polymerase II general transcription initiation factor activity
Source: RefSeq, a predicted model, not a curated record